Penicillium verhagenii is the source of this 1962-nucleotide messenger RNA. RefSeq lists its product as uncharacterized. Bases 1 to 1962 code for a protein of 653 amino acids. NCBI's taxonomy places the organism in Eukaryota, Fungi, Ascomycota, Eurotiomycetes, Eurotiales, Aspergillaceae. The record is from RefSeq and is a predicted model, not a curated record. Gene Ontology annotation, biological process: cell wall organization; carbohydrate metabolic process. Gene Ontology annotation, cellular component: extracellular region; fungal-type cell wall; cell surface. The transcript has a single exon. Gene Ontology annotation, molecular function: glucan endo-1,3-beta-D-glucosidase activity; 1,3-beta-glucanosyltransferase activity.
AUGAAUCCCCCCAACUCAGAUAUCCCUGAACCACCCCGCAGAUACUCAAACACUCAUAUCUACCGACAAGACUCCUCCGUCACACCGGGCGUCGACAACCUCGGCCCCUCAUCCAUAGGCGGCGGCAUCAGCGGCAUAGCAAUCGGCGUCGCAAAUACCCACAGCCGCCAGAGCGGCAUCCACGCUAUGAACUACCAAGACAAUGACUUGGAUGGAUACACCGGCCCCGCCGAACGUGGCUUCAACGCCACCGGCUCAGAUAAUCCCUACGUACCUGUUUCGCCGGAUACGGGAGCUGGAGUAGCAUAUGGGAGUGCCGAGUCCUUUCGCGCUGAACCGCAGAAUCCCUUUGCGUCGGGAUUGACGCUGGGGGAUGCGGCAACGCCGCCGGCUAUACAGACACCGCAGCAGUCGAGCGUACAUUUGAGUGAGGCCCGGCGCAGCUUCUAUGAGGGUUCUGUCUCUGGUGCGGGUGCGGGUGCGGGCGCGGCGGCGCCGGGGCCAUAUGGAGGGAAUGGAAACGGAGGUCUCGUGAAUGACGGCCCUUAUCAGAGGCAGUCGCAGUACAGUACUGGGAGAAUGAGUUUACCCGUUGAUAUCAAUCCCGAUGAGAUUGCAGAUGAUGGAGACGAUGAAUUUGGACAUGGGGCUAGGGCUGUUGCCACUGGUGCUGGGGCCGGGGCCGGAGCUGCGGCUGGAGCACAUACUGGAUUCUUUGGAGGGUUCUUUGGGACCGAGAAGAAUGCUGGUGUUUCUUACGAUUCUGUUCCCGGGGGUGGGUUGGAGGCCGGACAGGGAGGUAAGGGCAAGAAGGCAUUCGGCAUGCAGGGGAGGAAGAAGCGAGGAUUGAUUGUUGGCGCAGUGCUUGGAUUGAUUAUUCUCGCUGCUAUCAUCGGUGGUGCUGUCGGUGGCACGCUGGGGAGUCGACAUGACGGAAGUAACUCUUCAUCCUCGGCGUCGGAUGACGAAGCGUCGAAUGGCGUCCUUGAUAAGAAUUCGGCCGAGAUCAAAGCACUUAUGGGGAAUAAGAAUCUGCACAAGGUUUUCCCUGGCAUGGACUAUACGCCUUGGGGUGUGCAGUAUCCACUUUGUUUGAAAUAUCCGCCUUCUCAGAACAAUGUCACUCGUGACUUGGCUGUCCUGUCACAAUUGACUAACAAUGUUCGCUUGUACGGCACCGACUGCAAUCAGACGGAGAUGACCCUGACCGCAAUCGACAAGCUUGGACUAACCGAUAUGAAAGUCUGGCUUGGGGUUUGGAUCGACUCGAACACUACGACGACGAACCGACAGAUUAAUCAACUUUACGAUAUCCUAGACGCCAACAAAAACACCUCCAUAUUCAACGGCGUGAUUGUCGGCAACGAGGCGCUGUAUCGCGCGGGUCCAGACAUAGCCACUGCUGAAACGAACCUCAUCACCUAUAUCACGGAUGUCAGAGACGAAGUCAAGAAACGCAGCACCGACAUGCUGAUCGCCACUUCCGAUCUAGGAGAUAACUGGAAUGCCAAGCUCGUCGAGGCCGUCGACGUUGUCAUGUCCAACGUGCAUCCAUUCUUUGCGGGAGUCAACGUCGACGUUGCCGCUGCUUGGACCUGGGAUUUCUGGCAAACCCACGAUGUCGUACUCACCUCGGGCACAACAAAGAAACAAGUCAUUUCGGAGGUCGGAUGGCCCAGCGAUGGAGGCAAAGACUGUGGCUCUAGCCCGACCUGCGACUCCGAUACCCCCGGCUCUGUUGCAAGCAUUGAUAACAUGAACACAUUCAUGUCGGACUGGGUCUGCCAGGCUCUAGAAAACGGCACCGAUUACUUCUGGUUCGAGGCAUUUGAUGAGCCGUGGAAGAUUCAGUACAAUACCCCCGGUAAAGACUGGGAAGACAAAUGGGGUCUCAUGGACUCGGCGCGCAACAUCAAGUCUGGUCUUAAGAUCCCCGAUUGUGGUGGCAAGACGGCCUCAUAA